AUGCGCUACAACUACACGUUGGUACCUUGGAACAAGACGGGAUGUCCCUUCACCGCGAAAGUCGCGACGCUCGACGACUCUCUCAAUCGCGCCGCCGCGGGCGACUGGGUCGCGUGGGUCGACUUGGACGCCCAGUAUCAGAACCCGCGCUGCGACGCGUGGUGGCGGUCGCUCCCGACCCACGCGCCGUCGGGCAAGCCCUGCCACUUCACGGUGUUGAAGACGAACCGCACGUUGAAUACGGGCGUCGUCCACGUCCGCGCUACUCCGGACGCGCGAGCGCUCGUGCGGGCGUGGCGCGACGAGCAGGUCGCGCGGGGCUACUGCGGCGGGCCGGCCGACCAGAUGUCGCUCCAGACCGUCAUGAUGCGGGCCGCGGACGCGACCUACGACGGCCGCUGCGAGAAAGCGAUGGAUCCGAGUGCACAGAAUGAGUGCUUCCACGAGGCGUUCGCCGCGCCGCCGCGGAACGUGUGCCUGCUGUCGUGCACGAGCGGGCUCCAGGGCCACGACUGCGCCCACGAGCCCCACGCGCGCCGCCGCGAGAACCUCUUUCUCCACCUCUCGGACUUCGAGGCGCGGCGCAACAGCCUGCGUGGAAAUCAACCUGGGACGUCCCGACCAAACUUUGAAAUUCUCUAUCUCGAUCAAAUCGAAGUCGAUUCGGCUGAUUUUUGA
Aureococcus anophagefferens is the source of this 678-nucleotide messenger RNA. RefSeq names its product expressed protein. Bases 1 to 678 code for a protein of 225 amino acids. The transcript has a single exon. The record is from RefSeq and is a predicted model, not a curated record. Lineage: Eukaryota; Pelagophyceae; Pelagomonadales; Pelagomonadaceae.